AUGGAUCUGAGCUCUGUCAUCUCAAUUGGGGAGAGUUCCACUCCAGUAAGGAAACGACACGUCAAGAAUCGUCAUUCUCCGGAGGAGUGGGAACAGCAAAAGGAGCUAAUCGAGAGACUCUAUCUUGAUGAGGACAAGACAGUGGAGGAGACCAUGCGAUAUUUGAAGGAGAAGCAGGGCUUCGUAGCUGGGGAAAGAAAGCUCAAGACGCAGCUUAAAAAUUGGGGGUUCGACAAGAACAUCAGAUCCUCUGUCAUGCAGCUCAUGCUGGCAAAGGCAACGAAACGCAAAUUUGACGAGGACAAAGACACAAAGUUUAGAUACAAGGGACGAGAUAUCUUGCCGGAGAGACUUGAUCACUAUGCGAAAAGAAGUCACGUCAAAAAUGGCAAAAGAGUCUCCCCCUCUGCCUCGACACCAUCCGUGGUCAGCUACUGCACCAUGAGGAGCAAUAUUUCCUCCCUCUCUAGCGCAUUGCUUCGUGUAGCAAGCAUGAAUGGGUCAACUGCAAGCAUUGCUUCUACUGUUUCCGCAUUUCGGCACGGCAGUCUAGCUCUACGAAGGUCCCUCAGUGAUUUAUCAGGCCGUACAUUUUCUACGUUUAAGAGACGUAACAGUCACCAUUCUGACCGUCGCCCAAUGUCCUUAGCGGAUCUGGUUGAUCUCUCAUUUUCGUGUCCUUCUUACGAAAGGGCAGUCCUCACAACAGAACACCUAGCUGACCAAAUGAGCAAAAAAGUAAUUCACGGGUGUCAAUCGUGCCAGACUCAAGUCGCCAACACCGUGAGGGAGCCUUUCAACAAGCUCCGCUCCCACGGAGUCGACUUUCACGACGGGAGCGCCUGGGAAACCGCCAAAGAGUUCUUGCAAACAAUCUUGCCUUUGUGCCGUUCGUGUCGCAUCAUUUCCUGCACGUUCACCUUGUCAAUGCUAUAUGACGUCGCCAUGGAUCACUUUUUGAAGGAACGGUACCAAGAAUCGAUUCAUAUCCACGAAAAAAUCUUGCAAACCUGUACUGAAGAGAAUCUCUACGACUGCAGCUUUAUUAUGUUUAAUAGCAUUUACGCACUCGUUGACAUCUACGCCUACCAAGGGCUCCUUCACGAAAUAGAGCAGAAGCUGCUCCAAACCGUAACAGAGAACGAGGGCGUUGAGAGACUUAGUUGGUUCUGCAAUCGUCUCUUACUGGCUCGAAUCCUUACACUUCAGCAGCGUCCACAAGAUGCCCUCAGGGAGUACGGAUGUUUAUCGACGUCUUGCAUAGAGUAUUACGGACUGCAUUCUGCUUUUAUGCAUCUGAUUGUCCUUUCCUGCGCUGAAGCGUGCAAUGCGCUCCACGAUUAUAGGACCAGCACAGACCUCUAUCGAAGAUUGCUUGCGGAGGAGACUCGAACCGAUUAUGCCUUGAGAGAUCGAAUCCUUCGCGCUCUUAUUGGCCUAUCGGAUGCAUACCGCUAUGCAGGUUCCUAUCAAAACUGCAAGAAAUGUGCGUAUCAAGCCACUGAGCUCUUACAGUCUUUCGGAUCGGCCUGUCAGCUCUCUCACAGGCUCUUGUCCUACCUUGUGCGAUGCCAUUUUAAUUUGGCAAUUAGUUUUGACAACGAGGGUAACUCCCCUGAAGCUGAGUCCUACUUCGCACAAGUCAUUGCAGGAUGCGAGAAUUUGAACGAACAAAGGGUUUCGUCUGAUGCCGUGUCCGUCCUCAUAGCCCUGCAGCAUCAUUACUACGACAGACCUCGCAGAAUCGAUCGCCUGGACGCGAGAAUUGACAGCAAUCAUCUGGCACACUUAUCCGAUGCUAUGUCUAUACGACCCGCGACAUUGCAACGCCUUCUAGUCACGAUUCUGUGGGAGGCGGAAACCUUUUCCAGAUCACGCCAGUAUCAAAGAGCCGAAUAUCUCUUCAACCAAGCAAAAGGGUUACUAGACCCCAGCAACUUACACCUCCAAUGUUUCUUCACGAUUCAGAUUGCACAACAUCAUCACCGCAAGGGGGAAUGGAAGUGCUUUCUGCGUUGUUUGGAAAACGCAGUCAUGCUAUCCGAGCAGAUGUAUGGGCCGACCCAAGCCUGCACAGUUUUCUUCAAAGAACGGCUUGCAGCUUGCAGAGAAGAGCUGGAGAAGAGAGGGCUGUCUGCAGAUGCAAUGGCGCAGUCUCUGUCUCUGCUCACGUUUUCUUCGGUGGGUACGGGAAACACAGGUUCUAACGAGUCAGAUGAAUUGGAUUUUCUGGAAGAUGGCAUGGUCUGGGGUCAGCCGCCCUCAUCGCUGCUUAGAUUCUUGUAG
Messenger RNA from Endocarpon pusillum Z07020, 2286 nucleotides. RefSeq lists its product as uncharacterized. The transcript has 2 exons. The coding region runs from base 1 to 2286 and encodes 761 amino acids. The record is from RefSeq and is a predicted model, not a curated record. NCBI's taxonomy places the organism in Eukaryota, Fungi, Ascomycota, Eurotiomycetes, Verrucariales, Verrucariaceae. Gene Ontology annotation, molecular function: protein binding.